Bursaphelenchus okinawaensis is the source of this 1816-nucleotide messenger RNA. The record is from the annotation of a GenBank genome assembly. NCBI's taxonomy places the organism in Eukaryota, Metazoa, Nematoda, Chromadorea, Rhabditida, Aphelenchoididae.
AUGCCUAUUUCUAACCCUAACUUUUCACAAAGUAAGCUUAUCACUAUGCUUUAUAAAAUCAAAAUGUAAAGUCUUGAAAAUCAGUCAUCUUAUUUUAAAAAUUUAAUACCUAAAUCCCCCCUUCCCUAAGAGCUCUAAACCUUAUAAAUCCCCAAAAUCAGCCUCUCACCUUAAUUUUUCAAAACCACCCUAUACCAGGCCAAGAACACCGCUCGGCAUUGCCCGACCGACCGCUCGCUGUCCCAGAUUGAGAAAAUAAAACUCGGCUUCCGCCUGCCCUCAGGGCUCCAAUCAAAUUCAGCUGAUAAGCGUUUUCCUGUUCCGGUCGGCGGAAAUCGGCGGACCAAAACUUUUGUCGCUUCCGUUUCCUUUUCCAUGUUUUAGGGAUCCUUAUUGACAACAAAUCUCGGAUUUCCCACAGCUUUCACAGGAAAUGUAAAACAACUCGGCGUUCCUUUCGGGAGACUUUAGUAGUUUAGGUACAAAAGUGUUAAGCCUAGACUGGCUUUAGAUUAGUGUCCUCUAGAACAUCUUUCCAAUCUACAUCAAAUCAAUUUCAAGUCGAUUAUUGUAUACGUUUUGUGCUAAUUGACAACUUUCAGACGGCCCAACAAGCUCAGUGCCAGGCUGGCCUGAUGGCUUCUCAGGCUUAUCAGCUCUUAACAGUAGCUUCUAUGCCCAGCCUCAACUCAACCAUCAACAAUAUGAUAUCAGUGUGAAUCCUCUGCUGGCACAGCCUCUCGAACAACAACGACCGUUCUGCAGUAAUCGACCAGAUCACCUCUUGGCCGCUGAAAACCUACAGUACACGGCUUUUUUGACCCGACUUCCACCUCAAGGUAAGUUUUAAAAACUUUUACCUUAUGGUCUAUAAUUUACUUUAAAAAUGUUACUUAUUUACGUAAAAAAUACUACAUUUGAAUAAAAAUAUGUUUUAUUAAUUUGGACUUUUACUUGUUACCUAAAUGUAAAAAAUACCAUUUUCAGCCCUAGGAAGCGGCCAAGUCCAGCUAUGGCAGUUCCUACUUGAACUUUUGGCUGCUGGUGACCUGAACUCUCACUGUAUCACAUGGGAAGGCCCUCAAGGUGAAUUCAAGUUGAUAGAUCCAGAUGAAGUCGCUCGAAAGUGGGGAGAGAGGAAGAGCAAGCCAAAUAUGAAUUAUGACAAACUCAGUCGAGCAUUACGGUACUACUAUGACAAGAACAUUAUGAAGAAGGUUCAUGGCAAAAGAUAUGCUUAUCGAUUCGACUUCCAUGGGUUGAUGCAAGCUUGUCAGAACAUUACCAUGAACAGUAUGAACACUCAUAGUGCUGAUGCUACAGUAUCCAGGAGUCAAGAGUUUAAUGGAGGCUUGUACCAAGUUAAUAAUGACAAGCAAGGUAUGUUCAUAACUUUUUACUUGAUAUUCUUGCAAAAAUUAGCCGGGAAAAGACAACUUAUACUAUAAUAUCACCAUAUCAACCUAACAACUAUAGUAUAACUCACUAAUAAAAAAACCUUUCAGAAUCCGACUUUUUCUCUCAACAAAUUCAAAAGCUCGACAAUACCCAGAUGAUGCCCGUUGUGUAUCAAAACGUGUAUGAUCGUAUACCGCAGAACAAUGACUAUGCCCAAUUGCAUCUGACAGGUCAGUACUGGCCACAAAAUGGUCCUGUUGAAGGAUAUUUCCCUCAAGUCACCCAACAUACUCAAUAUUACACAACUAACGAUGGACAAAGCACAUUGACAUUGCUAGAAGACAGUAACAAGACUAGUUUAGAAGAAAUCGACCGGUCUGAGAAACAAAUGAGUAGACGGGCUAGCGAGCAAAAGUGA